Molecule: messenger RNA, 2399 nt
Organism: Anolis sagrei ordinatus
Lineage: Eukaryota; Metazoa; Chordata; Lepidosauria; Squamata; Anolidae
Source: RefSeq, a predicted model, not a curated record
GAAUCAGAAGGCGUGGCCAGCAAAGAGAAGGAAGGAGUUCUUUUUCCAAACUGGGGGAAGAGGAGAGCUGGAAGGAAAGAAAGUAACGCGUUGCCUGCAGUGUCGUUACUAGGAACUAGUUCCUUUUGAAUGGAAUCAGCUUGACCUUGCUUUCACUGCCAGAAGAUGUUUAACUGCAACAAGUCAGCGAUCAAAGAGGAACCUGGAGAAGACCUUGAUGUCGCCCCGGACGGGAGAAGUGAUGGUGGACCCUGGGGAAUUGCUGGGGAGAAGACCCCCGAGGAGGGUGCUCUUGGCCUCGAUGUACAGCCAGAGCAAUGCAAAAAGGAACCAGGAGAAGACCUUGAUGUCACCCCGGAUGGCAGAAGCAAUGGCGGACCCUGGGGAAUUGCUGGGGAGAAGACCCCCCAGGAGGACGCUCUUGGCCCUGAUGUACAGCCAGAGCAAUGCAAAGUAAACUUAGCAGGAGAAGCCAAUGAGGUUGAGCCGGACACCAAGGAGGGAGCACCCCUCCGGUGGGUGGUGAAGGAGGAGGGCAACGGGAGCGCAACGGUGAUGAGCGAAAACGAGUGGAGCCUGCUUCCUCUUCGCCCCUCUGUCUCAGGCAAAGAUGGAAGGGAGAGUGAGAAUGGGGAGAAAGCAUAUGAAGGAACCCACGCAGGAGAGAAACCGUACAAAUGUGUGGAUUGUGGAAAGACCUUCACUGGGAGAGCAGGUCUUAGUCGGCACAGAAGAAUCCACUCAAUAAAAACCACAUAUAAAUGUGUGGAGUGUGGGAAGAGCUUCAGUGUGAGAGGAGACCUUGAUUUACAUACAAAAAUCCGCACAGGAGAGAUAACAUUUAAAUGUGCGGAGUGUGGAAAGAGUUUUGCUGUGAGAGGAAACCUAACUGAGCAUGCAAGAAUCCACACAGGAGACAGACCAUAUAAGUGCCCAGAGUGUGGAAAGUCCUUCACUGAGAGUUCAAACCUUAAAGUGCACAGAAGAAUCCACACAGGAAAUAAGCCGUAUAAAUGCUUGAAGUGUGGAAAGAGCUUCAGGGAGAGAGGACACUUUAUUGUACAUACAAGAACCCACACAGGAGAGACACCAUAUAAAUGUGUGAAGUGCGGAAAGGGCUGCACUACCAAAUGGAAACUUAAUGUGCAUAAAAGAACCCACACGGGAGAGAAACCAUAUAAAUGCUUGGAGUGUGGAAAGUGUUUUGCUGUGAGAGGAAACCUUACUGAGCAUAUAAGAAUCCACACCGGAGAGAAACCAUAUAAAUGCCUGGAGUGUGGAAAGUCCUUCAGUGAGAGGUCAACUCUUAAAGUGCACAGAAGAAUCCACACAGGAGAGAAACCAUAUAAAUGCCCGGAGUGUGGAAAGAGUUUUGCUGUGAGAGUAAACCUUACUGAGCAUAUGAGAAUCCACACAGGAGAGAAACCCUACACAUGCUUGGAGUGCCACAAGAGCUUCAGGCAGAGCGCCCACUUUUAUCGCCACAAGAAGGUCCACUCUGGAGAGAAGCCAUAUAAAUGCCCGGAGUGUGGAAAGUGCUUCAUUGAUAAAUCAGGCCUUAACGUGCACAGAAAAACCCAUACAGGAGAGAAACCAUAUAAAUGCCUGGAGUGUGGAAAGUCCUUCAGUGAGAGUUCAGCUCUUAAAGUGCACAGAAGAAUCCACACAGGAGAGAAACCAUAUCAAUGCUCGGAGUGUGGAAAGAGUUUCGCUGUGAGAGGAAACCUUACUGAGCAUACAAGAAUCCACACAGGAGAGAAACCAUAUCAAUGCUUGGAGUGUGGAAAGAGAUUUGCUUUGAAAGGAAACCUUACUGAGCAUACAAGAAUCCAUACAGGAGAGAAACCCUACAAAUGCUUGGAGUGUGGAAAGUCCUUUACGGAGAGUUCCCACCUUAAAGUGCACAAAAAAAUCCACACAGGAGAGAAAUCAUAUAAAUGCCUGGAGUGUGGAAAGCACUUCAGCAAUCGAAAGGCCUUCUGUUGCCAUCAGAAAACCCACACAGGCCAAAAGCCAUUCAAAUGCUUAAGAAGUGGCAAGACCCGUAGGAAUAGCACUGAGCUUUCUUUACAUCACACAAGUCAAUGAGGCGACUGUAUCUGUAUAGUCUAUGAUAGAUUGUUAUAGUGUGCAUACUCAUUUGUAAUCAGAUAAUAAAAAUUUCUGAGCUUGAUCCCUGCAGCUCUUGCCUGGUCAUUCAAGAAGGAGGUGCAAUUAGAUCGUAUUGUGUAUUGAGAUCGCUUUCUGUUUGUGUGUGUCAGGAGAGUUGUAGUGCUAAGAGAUUUUCCCCUCCCCUUUUGGAAUGCUAGACAGAUAGAGGUAGACUAGCUCAGACCCAGUUCUUUAUUUUUAAGGAAUGUAGCUACUAUUUUUGUAAAUAAAUAUUUUGUAUUUUGAAA